AUGCUUAUCCUUUCAAGCAUCGCUCUCGCAGUCUUUGCUAUCUCUCCAGCAUCUGCAUCAAUCACGUGUCUGAAAGUUGGGGCGGCAGCCACCGCUAGAUGGACAAAUGCCGCCGACCAGAAUUGUACUUGGACCGGGAUUGUGGGAUCGAAUUUUGGCAUUGAUCCAGUGAAUAUGGGAAACUAUGCAUGUAAUGGACGAUGCGGUGCUGACUGCACGGGAGCGGCUCUCGGGAACGUAUAUACCCAGGAUUGUUUUUCCCACGAUAUCUGCUCUUUCUUCAACAACGCCGCUGGUGGAGCAAGUGAUCCAAACUGUGGCGGCGCAUUCGAUGCAGCUGUUGACGAUACGGCUUUUGGAUUUGCGUAUGGUUGUUCACAGACCAACCCAACAAAUCCCGUAGUAGCGCCGACGAUCAUGCCGGCAUGCGGCUGA
Letharia columbiana is the source of this 435-nucleotide messenger RNA. RefSeq lists its product as uncharacterized. The coding region runs from base 1 to 435 and encodes 144 amino acids. The record is from RefSeq and is a predicted model, not a curated record. The transcript is spliced from 5 exons. NCBI's taxonomy places the organism in Eukaryota, Fungi, Ascomycota, Lecanoromycetes, Lecanorales, Parmeliaceae.